CUUCUUGGGUCAUCUUUUCUUGCUUGAACAAUAACUCAAAAGUUCCAAAGAUCAGAAGAAGAAACAAAUUUCGACAUGUCAACCACUAAGCCCAGCAUAAGUCUGAAGCUUUUAGUCGACAAAAAAGCGAAAAGGGUCCUCUUGUCCGAAGCCGGGAAAGACUUUGUUGACUUCCUACUCUCGCUCUUGUCUCUGCCGAUUGGCACUGUCAUCAGGAUUCUCUCCACUGAUGGCAUGUUGGGCAGUCUCGGAAAUCUCUAUCAAAGCUUUGAAAACCUUAGCGAGACUUACAUACAACCAGAGGCUAAAAAGGACACCCUGCUUAAGCCCAACUUGCUUGUUUUUGAGGGCGCGGCAACGCUGCUGGCAUUGCCCGACAAUGCUGAUCAGACUCGGAAUGUGUUCACAUGUGGGAAUUGCAAGCGCUAUGUGACCUACAAUCCGAAGGACAAGUGUCCCAAUUGCGGCUGGACGAUGUCCACCUUGGCGUCCUUUGCGAAUCAGGCUGCGCAGGCCUCUUCGUCCAUUGUGAAAGGCUAUGUGAAGGACGUGGUUACUUACAUGAUCAUGGAUGAUUUGGAAGUGAAACCUAUGUCCACCAUAUCAAGCAUUGCUUUGCUUAAUAAGUACAAGGUUAAGGACAUUUGUGAUCUUGCGGAGGUGAUGGUUUCCUUUGGAAUGGAUGAGGCCUUAAAAUUUUUGAAGGCGUCGUUGGAGUCCAAAACUGUUCUGACCGAUGUUUUCUUGGGGGAAGACAGCAGCAGAGGCAUUCCAAUAUAGAUGGAGGCUGCUUUCCAAGUGCGUGUGGCUAGUUAGCUGGUUCUACAGUGCUGUAGCUAUCUCCUAACUGAAGAUCAUAAGAUCAUUGUCCUCUAGACUGAAUUUGUAUAUUCACUUUAGUUUCUUUUUCAGGCAAAGCAUAUU
Morus notabilis is the source of this 924-nucleotide messenger RNA. RefSeq lists its product as uncharacterized. Lineage: Eukaryota; Viridiplantae; Streptophyta; Magnoliopsida; Rosales; Moraceae. The record is from RefSeq and is a predicted model, not a curated record. Bases 76 to 780 code for a protein of 234 amino acids. The transcript has 3 exons.